UCAUGGAUCAUAUCGGAAAUGCGCCUCUGUCCCAUAGAUGGCUGUGGCACUCUGUGCCCCCACGCCCUACUCCCGGAUGGCUGGGUGACAGACAGUGCUCCCCGUCCAGGCCGCUCUUGAACGGAAACUCUAUAAAUCAAGUCAAAGCUGAUGCCUGAGAAGAUGCGCCUGGGGCUCUGCACAGACUUUGAUGCCAAUUAUUCGCAGCAGGCCAUGAGUCGCGCGGCUGAUGGUGUCGAGAACUGCCUCGCUAUCAAGCCCGUGGGAGCUAGCUACCCCAUGCCAGCCCAGGCUGGGCUCGUGCUCUGGGUCUUGGGGGCCGGCACCGAGGGAUGGUCGCUGUCCCAUAUAUCCCGACAGUCUCCCGCAAGGCUGGGGAAAGGCGGGCCCGCCACCUGCGGCCUGGCCUGCUGCCGAGGCGAUUCCUGACAGUGUGCCACUUGGAGUUCGAUUCACAGUCGUGUGUGCUCAUAUGCAUGCUCUGCUCGUGCAGCUACUCGUGUGAUUCAUCAGGCCUCGAUCCCGGAUAUGGCACUAUGGUCGGGCGGCAUGGAUAUAUGGGAGGCAGGGUGCCUAGGAAUUAAGAAAAGAACGGCCGCCUGUGUACAGGUGGCUGGCUGGCUUGGUGGUGGUUGGCAGGCCCUUUCAGUGUUGCUGGUUGGUGCAUGUAGAGAGCCUCGAAGACAGGACCCAGAGUCACGACGAAGUGCAGUUGAGCCAUAUAUACAUACGUGGUUCGCCCGGUAUCUUUGCGCUGGGCUCGACAGCUCCGUCAGUUAGUCCACCCACGUCCCUGCCGCACCAACCCGCUGUUGGCUCCCCCCGACGAAGCAAUGCAGAUCUCCCUGUUGGUCCCGAGCCUCGUCUCCCUUUUCUGUGCGUCUGCCGCGCUGGCCGCGCCUCCCCACGGUCGCGAAGCGCCGCCCCCACCGGGCGCAGAUGGCUGCUGCCAGUUUGACUCGUCAAAGACGCCGGAAUGCUGGGGCAAGUUUAACCUCUCGACGAACUACUACGACGACGGCCCCAGCACUGGCGUCGUGCGGGAGUACUGGUUCGAUGUCGUCAACUCCACCAUGGCCCCUGACGGGGUCGAAAGGACGGUGCUCUCCAUCAACGGAACCGUGCCGGGGCCUACCAUCAUAGCAGACUGGGGAGACACCAUCG
Molecule: messenger RNA, 1164 nt
Organism: Gaeumannomyces tritici R3-111a-1
Lineage: Eukaryota; Fungi; Ascomycota; Sordariomycetes; Magnaporthales; Magnaporthaceae
Exons: 1
Coding region: 151-429 (92 amino acids)
Source: RefSeq, a predicted model, not a curated record